UUCGAAAAACACCUCGAAGUCUUUCCCAUUACCGCUCCGCCCCCAGCUCUCUCCACCGCUCUGCCCUCCCCUCCUCGCCGACGAAACCCUACGCGUUCCCUAGCCCCCGGCGCCGCCGCCCUCGCGAUGUACUCCGACAGGUCCUCCGGACGGAAGCGCUCCGUCAUGGACCGCCUCGGAUCUGGCGGCGUCGGCGGUGGCUCUCGCUCGCGGCCCGACGACGCAAAAAGGUAUCGCCAGGCUGAUGGGACUUGGAGACGUGAGCUUUAUAAUGAUUCUGUGGGGACCCAAAGUUCAUCUGGGCGUGCUUCCAGAAAUCGUCAAUCAAACCAAAAAUCUAAUUUGCAUCCUAGCACUGAGGUUGUGAAGAAAUCACCAGUUCCAGAUCUUCGUGAAAAGUUGUCUGUGGUGCAGCACCCUCAACUGAGCAGUACUGUUCAGACCCCAAAGCCUGCACGAGAGAUUGCCAAGAGUGAUAAACCCGUUCAGAAGAGAGAGACCCCUGCCGCUGCUGCUGUUGCUGCCCCUCAUGUCACUAAGAAAGUCAGUGUACCAGCACCGUCUGCACCAAAGCAAUCCCAGGAAAAGGCUGAUUCCUCGCUUGACACUUUACUGAAGUCUCUUGAUCUAGAGAAGUAUUUGAUAAAUUUUCAGGCUGAAGAGGUUGAUAUGAAGGCUCUGGUUUACAUGAAUGAAGAAGAUAUGAAGGCUUUAGGAAUUCCAAUGGGCCCGCGGAAGAAGAUACUAUCAGUGUUAGCUCACAAGAAGAGGAAGUCUUCGAAAUGAUUGCCUACCAGUUGAGCGGCAUCUUUAGGCUUCUGUAGUAGCUAGACGACUUGUUGAUUUUGGAUAUAUGCAACUGCAUCAGCGGCUUGCAGAGUUAUUCCACUGACGUGCAAGAUUCCUAUCGAUCGAGAUUUGAGGCGAUGUAUAAAUACAUUGGAGAACUCCAUGAUGCUGGUGGUUUUCUGAGGCAACUAACAGCAUGUUGAUAGAUCUGUUCUGUUCUUCUCCGGAAUAUUUGGAUGUCAAUUUAUCAAACCUUGGGACUGUUCCCUUGUCCUGUAAACACCUGGUCUUCCUUGUUGCUUAUGCACGGUGAAGCUAGGGCGAUGACCACCAUCGAAUUAUUAGCACCAGCUAUUGGUUUUUAGGUUUUCAGCGUUGUACAUCCUCUUUAAAUCGUCAUCAACCCCUUUUAUGCUGA
Phragmites australis (common reed) is the source of this 1207-nucleotide messenger RNA. RefSeq lists its product as uncharacterized. Gene Ontology annotation, molecular function: protein binding. The record is from RefSeq and is a predicted model, not a curated record. NCBI's taxonomy places the organism in Eukaryota, Viridiplantae, Streptophyta, Magnoliopsida, Poales, Poaceae. The transcript has 6 exons. The coding region runs from base 127 to 786 and encodes 219 amino acids.